AUGGCUGAAUCGGGAGAGAGCCCGAAGGGCAUCCUGUCGUCUCCAAGUACGUCUACGCCUGUUCUGCGGCGCGCCCGAGUCGCCUGUAAGGCCUGUAAUGCCAGGCGAGUGAAAUGUGAUGCGGCUGAUGGGCAACCCUGCUGGCAUUGUCGCACUCGGCAAACGCCUUGUGAAUUGAUUGAAUCGAGACGAGGCAAGUACACUCGGAAGCGGCACACCCGAGCUCGAGAUGUAAAUGAUUCUGCACGGUCACAGGAAACCAGGGAUCCACCUGCCGGUAGACGGGUCCAGAUGACCCCGGUGGCAGUGGCUCCUGGCGCUACCCACAGCACAAUCGAUUUGGGCCAGGCCGAUCCCGUCCCCAGAACAACCGCACCAGGAGGACAUGAUCGGGACAGUGGCGUUGAGAUACCCCUUGCGGGAAUGGCCGACAUUGAUGGUAGAGACCGACCCCAGAACUGCCAAGAACAGUCGCAUCCUCGCUCACAACCGUCGGGCGAAUCUGUGAAUUUAUCGUACGUCGUCGAGGUGGUCUAUAGUCCCAAAGAUGGUUCAACCGAGCCCUUGAAAGUGCAUUACCCCAUCCCGGCUUCUAUUGCAGAUCGACCAGAUACCAACCAUGCACCACGGAUUGAAGAACCGGUCUCCUUGCAAGAGGCUUUCACCAUGCUACCCUGCGACGUGGCUGACCAACUAGUACAAGUGUUUUUCCACAAGCUCCACCCGGCAUAUCCAGUGUUUGAUCGACAAAGGUUUAUACGGUUGUACCGCCAGGGCCAAGCCUCUCCACUUGUUCUGCAGACUAUUUUCUUCUUGGGAUUUACGGUUGGCAGUGAAGAACUGGUUCACGCGGCUGGCUAUCCUGACCGAGCCACUGCCAGGAAAACACACUACCUUCGGGCAAAGGCAUUGUAUGAUGCCGACUACGAGAAUGAUCGAAUGAAUCUUGUGGCCGUCCUUCUCCUCUUUGGAUUCUGGUGGGCUGGCCCCGAAGACCAGAAGGACACCUGUCAUUGGAUUGGAUGCGCGACAGCCCUCGCCCAAUCAUUAGCACUGCACCGGCAUCACGUCGCAGUCCGCGAUGAGUCAACCCAUGAGGUCUUUGAGAAAGCGGAUUUGAUGCGUGACCGGCAUACCUCUGCGGCCUUUGGCCGGCCCUGUCGCAUACGGGAUGAGGACUGUGAUAUUGAGGACCUAGAUGAGGAUGACUUCAAAUUUGACGAUGGCUAUGACCAGACACUCAUCCCCGUCCAGACGAGCUUUCAUAUCGCUUAUGCGCUUCAAAUGACAAAAUUAGCCACAAUACUUGGCGAUAUCCUUAUUGGCGAGUUCAGCCCUCGUCGUGCUGCACUGGAUAAAUAUGAUACGGAAAGGCUUGCUGGAAGACUUGCCCAGUGGGAAUCCCAGUUGCCGGAUGAACUCCGAAAGACGACACCGGAUGGAUCAGUGGGUGCAUCGUUCUGGGCGUCCAUGUUACACUUCAGCUACCAAAACUGCCUCAUCCUUCUAUUUCGACCCAAGGCUAUCGAAAAUCUGUCUCCAGCAGAAGCCGAAUGUGAUGUCCGAGGACGCAUGGCUGCUGACACCAUCACCCGUCUUGCAGAGGACCUUUUAGGUGCUGGGAUGAUCAAGGCAGGGUUAAUCCACCUUGUCCCGGCUCUGUUCUCUGCGCUCUCCGUCCACACGAUCGUCAUCUGCCGAAGGGACCCCAUACGUGGACAACUGGCCGAAAACAAGUCCCGACAAUGUCUAUUAGCCUUGAGUGAGCUGGCCAGUAGUUGGCCUGUCAAGAUCUGGAUUGCUAAAGCAUUUAUAAACCUGUUGCGAAGGUUGACGGUACAGGGCUCUGCCUCGAUAAUCAAUGUGUCGUCCAGCAUUGCGAACAAUCGUAGCAACGUAGCGCUCUCGGGUCGUUCGAAUUCAUCGGGGCUACCUCAGGGGCAUAGUCCUAAACAAACUGUGUUGGAGAGUUCCAACAGAAAUGAGCCGAUGACCCAGGCCAGCUACAUUAACGGGCCGCAUCUUCGAGACCUUUAUCCACCGGGAAACUUCCCACAAGCAGCUGAUCACUUUGUGUAUAAUUCCUUCUGGGCAAGCUACCUUGAUAACACGUUCGACGUGGACCUACUUCUACAUAACGGUCUAGGGCAAACGCUAGCUGAGCCCUUCGACGGUUUGGAUGCGGAGGGUGCAAAUUCUCUACAAUUUUAG
Aspergillus bombycis is the source of this 2211-nucleotide messenger RNA. RefSeq lists its product as uncharacterized. The record is from RefSeq and is a predicted model, not a curated record. Gene Ontology annotation, molecular function: DNA-binding transcription factor activity, RNA polymerase II-specific; DNA binding; zinc ion binding. The transcript has 7 exons. Lineage: Eukaryota; Fungi; Ascomycota; Eurotiomycetes; Eurotiales; Aspergillaceae. Gene Ontology annotation, biological process: regulation of DNA-templated transcription; DNA-templated transcription. The coding region runs from base 1 to 2211 and encodes 736 amino acids.